UUAUCUCACUGUUCUAUUUUUUUCCUCAUUUGUGUUAACCCUUUCUUACAUUUUUUUAAACUUCUAGGUCUUCUCAGAAGUGGUAGGAGACAAACGUUCCUUUGUAAACGGCCAAGAUGGUAAGUUUUCAAGGGAGCUUUUAAAGCCGAGCUGAAAUAUUUGAAAUGUGGAAUACUCUUGACCAUGAAAUAUGUUCUACUUACAUGCCUCAGCCUCUAAAAGUUCUUUGCAUUAGAGUGAGGGAUUACAUUGUUCCUGGAGCCAAGCACGGGGCCAGCUGUGUAAGUAAGAAACAAGCUGCACUUCUCUUUGGGGAAGCUGACAGGAGUUUAAAAGGUUUGUUGUGGCGAGGGUCACAAACGUUCCCAACUCCAUCACCAACCCUUUACUUCCAUCUCUACCCGCUGGAGACCACUUAAGACACCUAAGAGGAGGCGACAGCUGAUUUCAGGAAACCAUGCAUCAUGUCAGCAAGAGCCAACUGCAGACUUUAAACUCCAAUCAACAUGUGGAUGCGGCAGAGAAAUGACCCGUCCAGACAAGCCAGGACAGCUCAUAAACUGGUUCGUCUGCACCCUGUGCGUCCCGCGGGUGCGUAAACUUUGGAGCAGCCGGCGUCCAAGGACCCGGAGGAACCUCCUGCUGGGCACUGCCUGCGCCAUCUACCUGGGCUUCCUGGUGAGCCAGGUGGGGCGCGCCUCCCUCCGGCACAGACGGGCAGCAGAAAAGGGGCCACACCAGAGCCGCGACACCGCCGAGGCACCCUUCCCUGAGAUACCCUUGGAUGGGACCCUGGCCCCUCCGGAGUCCCAGGGCAAUGGCACCACCCUGCUGCCCAAUGUGGUGUACAUUACUCUACGCUCCAAGCGCAGCAAGCCCGCCAAUAUACGUGGCACGGUGAAACCAAAGCGCAGGAAGAAGUAUGCAGUGGCAUCUCCAGCCGCAGGACGGGAGGCUUUGGUCAGACCAUCCCUUCAGCCGCAGGAAGGUGCAAGGGCAGCUGAUGCCGAAGCGCCCGCGUACAUCCAGGGAGGAAACCUAGCGAAGGUCGGGGAACGACCCUGGAGGUUGAUAAAAGGUCCGGGAGUGCGAGGUGGGGGCUCAGAUUUCCAGCUGCCCAAGGCCAGGGAGAGCAACAUCAGGAUCUACAGCGAGAGCGCCCCCUCGUGGCUGAGCAAAGAAGACAUCCGCAGAAUGCGCCUGUUGGCGGAUGGCGCAGUGGCGGGCCUCCAGCCAGUGUCCCCAAAGAGCCGAGCGCGCUUGCUGGUGCUGGAGGGGAACACCGCUGGCUCUGUGCCUGGCUGCGGUCCUCGUCCCUGUGGGCUGGUCAAGCAGCCUUUGGACAUGAGUGAGGUGUUUGCCUUCCACCUGGACAGGAUCCUGGGGCUCAACAGGACCCUGCCUUCUGUGAGCAGGAAAUCAGAGUUCAUCCAAGAUGGCCGCCCUUGUCCUGUCAUCCUCUGGGAUUCAUCUUUAUCUCCAACAAGUAAUGAGACCCACUCUUCUAUUAAGCUCACCUGGGGAACUUAUCAGCAGUUGCUAAAACAGAAGUGCUGGCAGAAUGGCCGAGUACCCAAGCCCGAGUGGGGUUGUACUGACGUACAUCACCACGAGUGGUCCAAGAUGGCCCUCUUUGAUUUUUUGCUACAGAUUUAUAAUCGCUUAGAUACGAAUUGCUGUGGAUUCAGACCUCGAAAGGAAGAUGCCUGUGUACAGAAUGGACUGAGGCCGAAAUGUGACGACCAAGAUUCUGUGGCUCUAGCACACAUUAUCCAGAGAAAGAAUGACCCAAGGCAUUUGGUCUUCAUCGACAACAAAGGUUUCUUCGACAGAAGUGAAGAUAACUUAAACUUCAAGUUGUUAAAAGGCAUCAAAGAGUUUCCUGAAUCUGCAGUUUCUGUUUUGAAGAGCCAGCACUUACGGCAGAAGCUCCUUCAGUCUCUCUUUCUUGAUAAAGUUUAUUGGGAAAGUCAAGGAGGUAGACAAGGAAUUGAAAAGCUUAUCGAUGUAAUAGAACAAAGAGCCAAAAUUCUCCUCACCUACAUCAAUGCACAUGGGGCCAAAGUAUUACCUAUGAAUGAAUAAUAAAAAGAUGUCCUGGCUAGAGUACUAGAUACAUUUGUGUGUUUUUGUUUUUAAAUCAAGUAUGCAAACCUCAAGUCCUUUUAGAAACGAGGCAAUGUAGAUUAAUACAUAAAAUAAAUGAAUUUAAUCAAGUGUAUGUGACUGGCCUGAGCACUAUAAGCCUACUUAUAAAGAAAAACAUACUCCUCAAAAAGUUUGCUUAUAUUUUUUUACUAACAUCAUGUCAUGUGAGUCUCAACAUCUGAUUGCAGAAUAUAUGCAAUUAUUAUUCUAACUAGCUUUGUAAAACAUUUGUCAUGUUGUUUAAUAGAACAGCAUAAACUGACUCCUUUAAUAAAUUAUAUUUAUGCCAUUUUUGCUCGUCCGACCAAAUACUGAUGGGAAUGAUUCUUGACAUUUUUUUGUUGUUGCCAAUUAUUAAAACAAAGUAGUCCUAGUGCUUACCUAACUCUACAAAAGAAAACUGAGGCACAUGAUCUGCAAAUACAUUAGUGCAUACAAUGAUUCUAAAUAGAAAUGGUGAGUUAUUUGCAAAACAAUCAAUGUAUAUUUUAUUGUAUCUAUAAAUAAUCAGGCAUUUCUGUAAUUCUGAGCAGCGAGAAUCACAUAUUCCAUUCCUUUUUAGAAAUUUAUUUUGUCAGUGUAGAAAUCAUCCAAAUCUGACAAUUUAUACAUUAGGUAGUUUACUCUCUCAAUUUUGGUACAAUUUAUGUCUAGUGGCUUAGAAAUUAAGUAAUUUUAAGGUAUGAAGUUACCUAUUUGAAGCUAUACUUACAGAGUAUCUUUUUUAAAAUGGAUGCUCUUUUUAAACAUUUUGUUAGUUUUAAAAAGGAUGAACUAUAAAUUCUGUACAUUUCAUUAAUAAUAGUGAUUUCUUUAAAUUCGUUAUGUGUAAUUAUGUUUAAACUAAUUUAAUUGAUAUUGCCUAGAUAAUGACAGUAGGACCAGAUAUUGAGUGUGUUUGAAUAUAUUGUUUGGCUUAUUCCAAUAUGAGAAAUAUGAACAAAAUAAAUUAAAACCUGCCUCUGAUAAAUUCUCUUCAAGGAAAACACAUGACUAGAACUAAAAUGGCAAAUUUAGAUACUAUUAAACCUUAAAUAAUUCUCUCCAAACUCCCUGUACUAAACUUUUAAUUACGUGGAAGGAUUUGGAGCUACAGUAUUUGUGUGUUGGGUCUUUAUAUCCUUGGAAGAUACCCACAUCAUCAUAUAAGAUAGAUAGAUGUUCAUAUAGUGGUUUCAAAUCUUGAACAAAUCACUACUCUCCCACCCCCACACACCUGAUACCUUAUUUAAAAGCUGAUAUGCUGACUUUUUCUUUCCCUGAAAGUUUGAAAAUACAAUUUAAGAAUGUUUUUAGUAAGAGGAAGAACAUACCUAUAGAUUCUAAUUUAUACAAAAGUAUAGGGGCAAAAUGUCAAAAUAACAUGUUAACUACAAAAGAAGAUAGACUAAGGAGAUUGGGAUCAUUUGAUCAUCUAAUUAUAACUUUAUCAGACUUUUUCAAAUAUUACAUUUUAGCCCGCUUAUGUGCUGGGCUGACCUUUGGAGGUUUGGUCUUCAGACCAUUCUCUUGUUUGAUUUUCUUUCUGUAGAACUGAUUUCCUCCCUCUGAUCCCGCAGCUUCAGAGUACUCUGGCUGUGUCGAGUCUCCACUUUUAAAUACAAAUACCCAUUGUAUCUGGGUUUUUUAAGGUUGCUUUUUUUCUCUGUCAUUAUAUUGAUGAAAAAUUAGCCUAACAAAAGUUUGGGGUCCCAGGUUCUACUUUGAGCCACUGACAUGAAAUAACUCUGUCAAGUUGCCUUACACCUUGUCUUAUCAAAAUGGUAUAUUUGCAUUUUAAUACGUUUUUAUGGAAUAUAUCAUUUUCAUCCAAAUUUGUGACAUUGGCGGUAGGAAUUCCAGGCUUCUUAGAAGUCAGCUUUAAUUUUGUCUCAAACUACCUGCUUUUGGGCAGCUUGGUCCUCUCAUAUGUGGGUCUGGCUUUGUUUAUUUGCAUUCCAAAAUACUUAACAUUAAAUAAAAGGUUUGGGAACUCA
Pteropus alecto (black flying fox) is the source of this 4124-nucleotide messenger RNA. RefSeq names its product family with sequence similarity 198 member B (gene GASK1B). Gene Ontology annotation, cellular component: Golgi apparatus. NCBI's taxonomy places the organism in Eukaryota, Metazoa, Chordata, Mammalia, Chiroptera, Pteropodidae. The record is from RefSeq and is a predicted model, not a curated record. Bases 526 to 2085 code for a protein of 519 amino acids. The transcript has 6 exons.